AUGUCUCUGUGUCAGCUGUGUCCAUGGACCUCCCAGGUGUCGAGGGAGCUGGUGGGGCGUCAGGCACGUUUACCUGCUCCUGCCUUUUCACAGACCUACCCCCACCGGCCCGGACAGCAGUGUUCCGAGCAGUGUAUCCAGGAGAUAGAGUGUGGCAAGGCAUGCGUGAAGGGCCACGCACAGUAA
Molecule: messenger RNA, 186 nt
Organism: Auxenochlorella protothecoides
Lineage: Eukaryota; Viridiplantae; Chlorophyta; Trebouxiophyceae; Chlorellales; Chlorellaceae
Exons: 1
Coding region: 1-186 (61 amino acids)
Source: RefSeq, a predicted model, not a curated record